Messenger RNA from Vombatus ursinus (common wombat), 1011 nucleotides. Its product is annotated as taste receptor type 2 member 7-like. The record is from RefSeq and is a predicted model, not a curated record. Lineage: Eukaryota; Metazoa; Chordata; Mammalia; Diprotodontia; Vombatidae. Gene Ontology annotation, biological process: detection of chemical stimulus involved in sensory perception of bitter taste; G protein-coupled receptor signaling pathway; sensory perception of taste. Gene Ontology annotation, cellular component: membrane. Gene Ontology annotation, molecular function: G protein-coupled receptor activity; bitter taste receptor activity.
AUGUCUACAUCCCUCAGGUCACUCAUUGAUUGUGAUUCUGACAAGCAGCAAGCUAAGACAAGCCAUCCUGAGAAUGUUCAGGCAGCUGACAGGCUAAGUAGUGGGGAGAAAAUCUUGAUGGCUCUGGCAACUGCUGAGUUUCUAUUGGGCAUUCUGGUAAAUGGAUUCAUAGUUCUGGUGAAUGGCAUUGACUGUGUCAAGAGCAAGAAACUUCCACCAUGUGACCUCAUUCUAGUCAUCUUGGCCAUCUCCAUAAUUGAACUAUCAUGUACAAUAAUAUGGAAUAGCUAUUUAAUUUUAAUCUCUUUUGAUGUACCCACCCGAGUAAGAGUAAUUGAUGUAUUUGUGGUACUGACUCACAACUCAAAUAUUUGGUUUUCCACUAUUCUCAGCAUCUUCUACUUCCUGAAGAUCAUCAACUUCUCUAAUCCCCUUUUCCUCUGGAUGAAAUGGAGAAUUGACAGGAUGCUCUUCAUGCUUUUUUGGAGGCCCUUGAUUAUCUCUUUGUCUAUUAUCUUUCCAAUGGUGGAGAUAAUUCAUUAUUAUCAUCGCAGCAUCUUUAGUGGAGGAAAGAAGAGAAAUGUGUCCCAGGAGGUCCAAGUGAGUAAAAGUAAGCUGCUUGUGCUCCAUGUCUUCUUUGGCCUCCUGAGUAUUGUUCCUUUUACUCUGUCUACAAUCUUUUUCUCCCUACUCUUUGUCUCCUUGUGGAGGCAUACUAGACAGAUGCAACACAAUGCCACAGGUCCUAGCACAGAGGCCCAUGUUCGAGCCAUGAAAGCUGUGUCUUCCUUCCUCAUCCUCAUUUUAUUGUACUAUAUGGGUUUCUUUGUCAUCUUCUGGAACCAUUCAGAGGCAAAGAGUAAGCUGGCUUCCAAUUUGGGAACAUCAAUCAUGUUGCUCUAUCCCUUUGGUCACUCACUGAUCCUGAUUCUGUGGAAUGGCAAGCUGAGGCAGGCCUCCCUGUGGGUGCGGCACCAAGCCCUGUUCUGCCUCAGAGGAAGAAAACCUUAA